Molecule: messenger RNA, 1218 nt
Organism: Eucalyptus grandis
Lineage: Eukaryota; Viridiplantae; Streptophyta; Magnoliopsida; Myrtales; Myrtaceae
Product: probable E3 ubiquitin-protein ligase RHB1A
Exons: 6
Coding region: 242-787 (181 amino acids)
Molecular function (GO): ubiquitin-protein transferase activity
Source: RefSeq, a predicted model, not a curated record
CGAGCGGUUUCUGGAAGAGAGAGAAGAGUAAACUACUAAGGAGGAGCGCGUACUCCGCGCGAAAGUGGCGACCACAAAACUAAACAAAAGCAACCACCCCAGGAGACAAAAACCUCCUCCUCCUCCUCCUCGUCUUCUGCUACCUCGGGAAACCGCAGCGCGACCCCCCUCUCCCUCUUUCUCUCGUAAAGGACAAUUCAGAUUCUUCUUUUACGACGACGCUUCUGGGAUACUGCCGGUAAUGGGAGGCUGCUGUUGUUCAACUCGCAAAGCUCAUCUGAAUGGGGCACCUGUAUAUUAUUAUUAUCCUCCAUCUUUGGAAGAGCAUGAGUCCCUCACAUCGCAUGAUGCUACUGCUGCUGCCAUCACGUCAGGGUUUUUAGUUGAUUUGCAGUUAGAGGCAUCAAUACCAGAUAAUUUUCGUCCUCCACCACCACCUUUACCUUAUGACGCAGUUUUGGGAUCACUACCAAUAAGCACCGACUCUGUUAGAGAAUCAGUUUGCCUAGAUCACACGGAGCCAGACUGUAAAGCUCAGUCUACUGCUCCAUUAGGCUCUCCAAAAGCAAUUGAAGUUUCUAAAUCAAAUGACACUGAUGUUUCGGUAGCAGAUGAGGAGGAUGUUUGUCCCAUUUGUCUUGAAGAGUAUGACGAGGAUAAUCCAAGAUUCAUUACAAAAUGCGAACACCAUUUUCACCUCUCGUGCAUCCUGGAGUGGAUGGAAAGAAGUGAUGUCUGUCCCAUCUGUGAUAAGAUCAUGGAAUUCGACAAUUCCUUCGAUUUGUAGCUCUUCUUGCAAGCUGAAGUCAUGCGUGCGUUCGAUUGAGGUGGUUGACUUUACAUUUCCAAGGAAAAUUUUCUGGUUUUUGUUGAUGGUGGCUUCUUGUACAUAAUCUGUCUGGUUUAGAUGUUCAAAGGUUAUACAGGAAAUUCAGGUGGGGGUAAAGAAAAAGCUCGGUUUCCAUUAUCUCAAUUCUUUGUUAUAGGUCCAGUCUCCGGCCUCAAAUGGAUCUGCAUCUAUGAUUUUGCCCGAGUUUUUAAUUGAGGCGAAUAAUGAUCCUGGAGGAAAGGAGACCUGGAAUUGCCGAUUCAGCUGUUUUCAUUGUCCUUCAGCAAGAUUCAUCUUGUACAGUCUCUGUUUAUUUUGCUUCUUGUUUUGAGUUUUGAGUCCUGAAGGUAUCUAAAGCUACUCAUAUGGUGGCUCUUUCUUCUUCUUUU